AUGGAUUUAUCCAAACAAGACGAAUUCGACAACAUCCAUUCGAGCAAUAUGGAUUCUGGCGACAGCGACGCUACCGAGCCCUUUCUGAAGGGGCGCGAGAAGAAGCAGUACCAGCGUCGUGGUGAUUUUAUUCGCUCCCCGGCGUGGUUCGUGUCGACAAUAAUUCUGCUACUUCUACUUUUCCUAGAGAGCAUAUCUGUAUUCGUGCAACCAAGAGUGUGGAGGAAUACAUACGAGCAUGGAUUCAGCACUGAGCUCGCCUUCAUGAAGCCAGCGAUAAAACUACACCAGAAACGAUUCGCAAGUCCGAUACGCGACCUCCCCAAUGGGACUUUAUACACGGUCUUCGAACCCUCCGAGCCACGAUACGUCGGACCGCCAACAUCCGAAAUCGACGAAGCGUGGGCAUCUCUCUUACAGGGCCGAUACAUUCUUUUCGAUGACCAAGACGUCUCCUGGCUCAACUCCGACAGCGGGCUCCCGAAACUACAGCCUUUACCUUCUCGGGGUGACGCCAUCCCCAAGAGCGGCUACUACGGGGGGCCCGAUAUGCUGCAUAGCUUGCACUGUAUAAACGCAAUUCGCCAGCAUUUGGAUUUGGAUCACUACAAGGAUCAUAUGUGGUUGCCAGAGGAAUAUCAGAGGAUGCAUAUCGAUCACUGUAUUGAGCAGCUCCGGCAGGCCACGCUGUGUCAUGCUGAUAUGACUCCGGUUACGCUCAAGGCAAUAUGGACAGAUACGCCGCACUGGGCGGCAUUGGGCCAAACGGAGAGAAUGCAUACUUGCCGGGAUGGAAUGGCGUUGAGAGAGUUGACGUGGGAGAGGGGCGAAGGAACGGAGAGAAUUACUUUUGGUUAG
Talaromyces rugulosus is the source of this 858-nucleotide messenger RNA. RefSeq lists its product as uncharacterized. The record is from RefSeq and is a predicted model, not a curated record. NCBI's taxonomy places the organism in Eukaryota, Fungi, Ascomycota, Eurotiomycetes, Eurotiales, Trichocomaceae. The coding region runs from base 1 to 858 and encodes 285 amino acids. Gene Ontology annotation, biological process: mycotoxin biosynthetic process. The transcript has 2 exons.